This is a messenger RNA of Neohortaea acidophila, 708 nucleotides long. RefSeq lists its product as uncharacterized. Bases 1 to 708 code for a protein of 235 amino acids. Lineage: Eukaryota; Fungi; Ascomycota; Dothideomycetes; Mycosphaerellales; Teratosphaeriaceae. The transcript has a single exon. The record is from RefSeq and is a predicted model, not a curated record.
AUGGCUUCGCAGAACAGCUUGCCACAGGGCGAAUUAAUUGCCCCUGCAGUCAGGCUGGUGACCAUGCAACGAUCUUCGUCACUUGUCGGUGAGCAGCAACGCGCGAAACACUCUCCUGCCAACGCCGACCAUCAGCAGGCUGCCGGACUUGAGUCAGAGCGAUGUCCCAUUGUCCUUCCCAAGCAUUACAUCACUAUGGAAGACCUGAGGGCUUUGCAGGCUCGACAGCGGACUCAAGACGAGAAAGGUGUUCUCACAACUGAGAAGUCGCGAACGGGACCACGCCUCCGUAUCGGGCCGCGGAACUGGGACAGCAGCUCCAGUAUCCGCCAGAACCGACACGAGCCAUACAAACCAGCAACCGAUGCGGACCUGGCAGUCGACAGCGAGAAAGUUCAUCGAGUGGAUGAGCGAAGCGAGCCAACAUCCACAAAAGAGUCAGCACCACGCAUUGCAGGCGAGCAUUCUGAGGCGACGCAGGCCCCAACGCUGCAGAAACCGGCACAGCAGACGACAGGGACGCAGACAGAGAAUACGGAAGUCGUGAUCGAUGACGCUACGCAUGCAACUGAAGGUGAACCGGGUGUGGUCAACGCGGACAACGAGACAAGUCACGUUGAGGUCAAAGUACUGCUUUCUCCAUCGGUCAAGGUCACAACGACCGUCUACAAAGCGGGGAAAAAGGUGAAGGAGAUUGUCGUGGAAUGA